[Candida] anglica is the source of this 481-nucleotide messenger RNA. NCBI's taxonomy places the organism in Eukaryota, Fungi, Ascomycota, Pichiomycetes, Serinales, Debaryomycetaceae. The record is from the annotation of a GenBank genome assembly.
GAAAAAAGCCUUUACUCUUUUUCCCUACACACUAAGAAAUAGUCUGCAAAAGUCGCUUAAAUCGAUUAUCUCUAGUUGCAAGUAAUACGAAAUGUCUACUGAAACUGCUUUAUCCUACGCUGCCUUGAUCUUGGCUGACUCUGAAGUCGAAAUCUCCGCCGAAAAGUUGCUCCAAUUGGUCACUAAGGCUAAUGUCGAAGUCGAAGGUAUUUGGGCUGACAUUUUCGCCAAGGCUUUGGAAGGUAAGAACUUGAAGGACUUGUUCUUCAACAUUUCUUCCGCUCCAGCUGCCUCUGGUUCUGCUGCCCCAGCUGCUGCCUCCGGUGCCGCUGCUGAAGAAGCUGAAGAAGAAAAGGCCGAAGAAGCCAAGGAAGAAUCCGAUGAUGACAUGGGAUUCGGUUUGUUCGAUUAAAUAGAUACGAAGGUGUUGGAACAACCACUAAUCACUAAUGUACAUUUAUCAAUAAUAAUCUUGUAAGCA